This is a messenger RNA of Pelecanus crispus (Dalmatian pelican), 855 nucleotides long. It is a transcript of the gene SPATA22, whose product is annotated as spermatogenesis associated 22. Gene Ontology annotation, biological process: meiotic DNA repair synthesis; homologous chromosome pairing at meiosis; regulation of meiotic cell cycle. The record is from RefSeq and is a predicted model, not a curated record. Lineage: Eukaryota; Metazoa; Chordata; Aves; Pelecaniformes; Pelecanidae.
AUGGCUCCUUCCCUUAUGAAGCCACCAAAUGCAUCGAAGUCUAAUUUGGCAAAUGCUGGAAAAAACUUUUAUGCCUGCAGGGCAGAAGAGAAGGAUCCCAGUACUAAAGUUUGGAACAGAAAUGAGUAUACUCCUUUAAGUAACACAACAGAUUUAAGAUCUGGUAGUGGAAUUAUUCAAAAGUUUGAGAGCUUUUCAAAUGAUUUGAAAACUCUUCAGUGGCAAAAAUCCCUCGAUAACCGUAAUUCAUCUCAGCACAUCAAAACAACAGAAACAAGCCAAACAUAUACAUCUAAAGGACAAUGGCCAGUGGAACCUAACACUGUUUCAAGAAGUCUGCAGGACCGUAGUCUGGCACUUAAGUUUAACCGCAAUAUUCAGCAAAAUAAAAUGAAUGAAAAACAAUUUGAUUGUGUUCCAGAAGGCAAAACUCAGGAAGUUUCAUCAUCUCAAUUAAAAAUUAAAGAAAAAAAGAAUUCUUUGCGAAUCAUAUCUGCAGUCAUUGAAAGUAUGAGGCACUGGAGUCAAUAUGCUUAUAAAACUGCACUAUUAUUUGAAGUUUUAGGCACACUUGAUUCUGCAGUCACACCUGGAGCAUAUGGAGCAAAGAAUUUUCUUCUGAGAGAUGGAAAGGAGAGUCUGCCAUGUGUAUUUUACGAAAUUGACCGGGAGCUUCCAAGACUAAUUAGAGGUCGAGUGCACAGAUGCAUGGGAAAAUAUGAUGCAAAAAGGAACGUUUUCAAGUGCGUCUCUGUAAGACCAGCAACUAUUCAAGAACAAAACACUUUCCAAGAAUUUGUUAAAAUUGCAGAUGUUGAGAUGACAGCAUAUGUAAAAACAAUGAAUGAAAUUUAA